Messenger RNA from Camellia sinensis, 1378 nucleotides. RefSeq names its product galactinol synthase 2. NCBI's taxonomy places the organism in Eukaryota, Viridiplantae, Streptophyta, Magnoliopsida, Ericales, Theaceae. The record is from RefSeq and is a predicted model, not a curated record. Gene Ontology annotation, molecular function: glycosyltransferase activity.
CCCCCCAUUCAACCCACAAAACAAAACUCACCAAACCAUUCUCACAUUUCAUCAAAAACUUCUUCAUCUCUAGACCAAUCUCUUUCAAACUCUAAAAUUUGUUGUGAAAAACUAAAUGGCUCCUCCUAAACUUGUAAGUAAAACCACCAAGGCCACAAGCCUGGUCAAGGCGGCGAGCCUGACGAGCCGAGCUUAUGUCACGUUCUUGGCUGGGAACGGUGACUACGUGAAGGGCGUGGUCGGGCUGGCCAAGGGCUUGAGAAAGGUCCAGACAGCGUACCCACUUGUGGUGGCAGUGCUGCCAGACGUGCCGGAGGAGCACCGCUGUAUGCUGGUGGCUCAGGGCUGCAUAGUCCGUGAGAUCGAACCGGUUUACCCACCUGAGAACCAGACCCAGUUCGCUAUGGCCUACUACGUCAUCAACUACUCCAAGCUUCGCAUCUGGGAGUUUGUGGAGUACCAUAAGAUGAUAUAUUUGGACGGAGACAUUCAGGUGUUUGAAAAUAUAGACUACCUUUUUGACAAUCCAAAUGGAUACUUUUAUGCUGUGAAAGAUUGUUUCUGCGAGAAGACAUGGUCUCACACCCCACAGUACAAGAUUGGGUACUGUCAACAAUGUCCUAAUAAGGUCCAAUGGCCUGCUGAAUUGGGUCCCAAGCCUCCUCUCUAUUUCAAUGCUGGCAUGUUUGUAUAUGAGCCUAGUCUCUCCGUCUACGAAGACCUCUUGAACACUCUCAAAAUCAUCCCUCCUACCCCUUUUGCUGAGCAGGACUUUUUGAACAUGUUCUUUAAGGAUGUUUACAAGCCUAUCCCACCAAUUUACAACCUUGUUUUGGCUAUGUUGUGGCGCCACCCAGAGAACAUUGAACUUGAUAAAGUGAAAGUAGUUCACUACUGUGCUGCGGGAUCGAAGCCAUGGAGGUAUACUGGGAAAGAAGAGAACAUGGAUAGAGAAGACAUCAUAAUGCUAGUAAAGAAGUGGUGGGACAUAUACAAUGAUGAGUCAUUGGAUUACAAGACUAACAUAUCACUCAUUGAAGGGGUGGCACUGUCGGAGACCAGUGUUGGUCAUUACACGCCCGCUCCAUCCGCUGCUUAGCUUUAUUUUUGGAGGGGCUAAAGUGAAGAACCGCAUUCAUAGCUAAUCCUGUUUUUUAGUUCUUUAAUUUUUUAAAUGUGUAUAGGCUUUUUAAAGUUAUGAAGGAUGGUCUUACUUAAAGUGGAAGAUGAUGUAAUUAGGAAAAAUAGAUAUUGCUUUUGUUUUUGUUUAACUUGUAUUUUAUUGGGUAUGUGAAUAUUGGAAAUGUAUAAUUGCACUUAUACAUUUUCAUUGUUAACAAAGGUGGAAUCCAUGGUGCUCUGUAUCUCAUUUAGAUUU